UAUUUGCUCUGUAGCAUCGUGUUUGUCUGUGGAUUCAAAAUGGCAGACACACAUGAAAUUCAAAUGGAGAACGCUCAAUGUCAAAUUCAUAAAUGGAACUCAGAGGAAGUGAUUUUAUUUUUAAUAAAUCUGACUUGCAGAUUAGGAUUUGCGCUUUUCGACAUAAUCUAUAAACAUUCGAAUAUUAUACUAUUCUGUAUUAUUCUGCUUGCUGUAGUCUAUGGAUUAUAUAAAUCAUAUUGGAGUCCUGUACUACUAAUAAGGGAGCUGACGCACACAGGUUUUGAUCACAUUCCAUAUAUAAAAGGCCGGGAUCGAGUCCUCCACAUAGCAAGGUCCCAAAAGAAUCGACAGGUGGGAGAAAGAGUUCCACCUCCAUAUCCCAACGGAUGGUUUGCGCUGGCUGAAAGUAGAGAUUUGACAGUGGGAAAGGUUAUACCCGUUGACGCUUUAGGUCAAAACUUUUGCAUUUACCGAGGUGAGGAUGGUGUCGCCAGGAUAGUAGAUGCAUAUUGUCCACAUUUGGGUGCAAACUUGGGUGUCGAUGGGUCAGUGAAGGGCAACUGUAUAGAAUGCCCCUUCCACCAUUGGAGGUUUGGUGAAAAUGGGGCAUGUACUUACAUACCUGAUGUUCAGAAUAUACCGAAAGGAAUAUCAAUAAAGAAAUGGGAUUGUAUGGAGAUGGACGGGGCUGUAUGGGUCUGGUAUGAUGCUGAAGGAAGAUCGCCAUUGUGGACCGUCCCACCUCUGCCGGAGCUUUCUCAAUGGGGGUAUCGCGGCAGGAAUGAGUUCCUUAUCAGCGCUCAUACACGAGAUAUACCAGAGAACGCAGCAGACGCCGCCCAUCUCAAUUGCAUCCACCAAUUAUCUUUUAUGACGAAUAUUGGAAAGCACCUGCCAUUUUUAAACAAUAUUAUUGGUAAACAUAUAUGGAAAACUGACUGGACGAAAACAGAUGAGUCCCACAUCGCACAAAUGAGCAUAGACCAGAACUAUAUGAUUUUAAAAUGCAACGCGUUCCCCUUCGAUCUUCGUGUUAAGCAGAUCGGACCAGCACACGUCCGCCUACAUUUCAACUGCAUAUUCGGCAAGGCAUACGUCAUUCAAUCGGUCACUCCCGUAGGACCGAUGUUACAGAAAGUCGUUCAUCGGAUCUACUCUCCCAGAUAUAAUGCGAUCUUUGGAGCGAUCUUAGUACUCGCGGAAGCUUAUCAGUUCGAGCGUGACGUUAUCAUAUGGAACAACAAGACGCACGUGAGUUCCCCACCCUACGUCAAAGCUGACAAGUCGAUUCGCGCUUUCCGCGAUUGGUUCUCGCAGUUCUACUCCGAGAAGAGUGUCAGUAUGCGUGACGCUAUGCAAAAUCCAUUGGACUGGUAGAUUUGCGACGGAAACAUUUGCUUAUUAUAUACGAUAGGAGCUUGUGCAUACGAAUAUGGAAGUAGUAACUUUGCUAGAGGCAUGCUAGAACCAUUCUCGAACCGUGCUACGAACGUAUUAGACCCAUGAUACGACUGUGCUAUGACCAUAGGUACUAGGACGGUUAAAAAUGUAAUCAUAUGGAAUUGUAUGAGACUCCAGUCUUUUAUCUAUGCUCUAGACUUUUGAGCGACAAUAUUUAUUGUUAAUUUUAUUUGCUUAUGUAUUUAUUUUAUUAUGUGCUAAUACGACAUGGUAUGCAACUCUGUAACGCUGGUUCGUGCAGACGCCAAACGAUGAGCUCUCUUUAUGUAAUGUUUUCCAUAUAAUCGUAUAAUUUAUUACAUUUGACAUACGAUUGUCAAAUUAAUUUUGGCGUAAAAUUAUCGAUACAGAUUAUAUGCGGAUUAGACGCGUAUUAUACGCAGACGCUACGGUCACUAAAACCGGUACAUAUUUUCCUCGAAAAUGAUUUUCGUUUACAAGCAUAGACAAUUUGUAAAUAAUUAAAAUCAAAGACCCCACUCCUCUCUAUGGUUAACCAUAAACAAUACAUUGAAUUUUCGAACAUCAUUUGAAUCGGGUAGGUACUAGGAAAUGUCGUUUGGUGAAUUCAUGAGAGGACGUAAUUUUUAAGAGUAUUUAAAUUUAUUAUAUUUGUGUAUUUUAAGUAUUAAAACAAUUUUACUGAAUCAAAACGGAUUAACAAUUUACUCCGUAUUGGUCCGAUAAAAAUUUUUUUUUAAUUUAUUUCGUA
This is a messenger RNA of Pieris rapae (cabbage white), 2176 nucleotides long. It is a transcript of the gene nvd, whose product is annotated as cholesterol 7-desaturase nvd. Gene Ontology annotation, biological process: cholesterol metabolic process; chlorophyll biosynthetic process. Gene Ontology annotation, molecular function: 2 iron, 2 sulfur cluster binding; chlorophyllide a oxygenase activity. Lineage: Eukaryota; Metazoa; Arthropoda; Insecta; Lepidoptera; Pieridae. The transcript is spliced from 9 exons. The record is from RefSeq and is a predicted model, not a curated record. The coding region runs from base 40 to 1380 and encodes 446 amino acids. Gene Ontology annotation, cellular component: chloroplast.